This is a messenger RNA of Stegastes partitus (bicolor damselfish), 1215 nucleotides long. The record is from RefSeq and is a predicted model, not a curated record. Lineage: Eukaryota; Metazoa; Chordata; Actinopteri; Pomacentridae.
AUGGUGGAUGUUCUCAGGCAGAUGAGGACGGAGCGCUGCAACAGAGAUAAGUUGAGGAUAUCUGUAAAUACCUCAGCUCGCUCUGCAGCACAGUCUUUGAGAACACGUCCUGGUUCCCCGUCUGGACCGGCUGCCUUCUGGGUGUUGAUGCUCUGGAGAGCUCACCUCAGCGGUUUGCACGUGUUCCUCCUCGGCUCCAGCACUCAGCAUUCCUCCGGACACUCCAGCGCUUCGCACCCACAGGACUUCACCACCACGGGCACCUUCUUCGGGAGAACCACUCACGAGAGCACCACCUACGAGCACCGAACCCUGAGCACCGGACGCCUGCGCACCACCCUGGUUUCCUCCUUCACAGCUCCUUCUCCACACCAAGAUAACCCCGCGGAUAUUGGCACUCACGGGCACCGGCUCCUCGUACACCACUCCUGGAACCCUCUUCUUCAGAACCCCGGCUCCGAAGGCUCCACUCCUCCCCCUCCACGGUCUACGUCCCUGCACCGGAUCCCCUCACUGGAGGGAGCACUAGUGGAGCAGGUCUCAAAAGUCAAGCUGCUGGGCAUGAGAUUGGACCAGUCAAUGUCUUGGUCAGAUCAAAUCACUCUUAUUGUCAGCAUGAUGGGCAAAGGUCAGUCUCAGGUAAUCGGUCCAUCUCAGCCAAUAGUGGCAACGCUUGGUGAUUCCAUCAUUUUACCAAGUUAUCUGAAACCUGUAUACGAUGCUAUGAAGGUGACGGUGGAGUGGGCCAGACCUGACCUGGACCCCAGAUUUGUCUAUGUGUCACGUAUCGGUCAGGACCUUGAACAUAUGAAAAAUCCUGCCUACAAAGGGAGAACAUCAAUGUUCAUUGAUGAACUGAAGCACGGAAACAUUUCACUGAAACUCUCCAAAGUGAAACAGGCUGACGCAGGGAGAUACAGAUGCUUCAUUCCUGAGACACGAAAAGACACGUUCAUGGAUCUUGUUGUCGGAGCUCUUCCUGCACCUGUCAUCACUUUAGAAGGGACUGAUGGAAAAGGAGGAGUGGUGCUGCAGUGUGAGUCUGCAGGCUGGUAUCCAGAGCCUGAGCUGUUGUGGCUGGACGGUGAGGGAAAGCUCCUCUCUGCUGGACCUCCAGAGACAGUCAGAGGUCCUGAUGACCUCUAUACUGUCAGCAGCAGAGUGACUGUGGAGAAGAGACACAGCAACACCUUCACCUGCAGAGUCCAGCAGAAC